AUGGAGGGUGAAAUGGAAAGCAGCUCUGGAUCCAAUGCGGUAGAAUUGCAAGGCUCUACAGCUGACCAGCAGCCUAAAACCGGUGGUUGGGUGGCUGCAACACUUAUUUUAGGGAUCGAACUAUGCGAACGCCUCUCCACUAUGGGAAUCGCAGUCAACCUUGUCACGUAUUUGAAUGAAACAAUGAACCUCUCAAGCGCUACUUCGGCAAACAUAGUAACCAAUUUUUUAGGCACUUCUUUUCUUUUGUGUUUGUUUGGAGGAUUCUUGGCUGAUACCUUCCUAGGAAGGUACAGAGUGAUUGCCAUAUUUGCACCCGUUCAAACUAUUGGUACAGCAAUGCUAGCAAUCUCAACACAAGUUCCACAACUUCGUCCACCUACAUGUGCUUCCCAAUCUAGAAAUGAAUGUCAACAGGCUAGCAGCAGCCAAAUGGUUGCACUAUAUGGAUCACUAUAUCUGAUAGCAAUCGGGACCGGUGGUAUUAAAUCAAGCGUUUCUGGUUUUGGUAGUGACCAAUUUGAUGAAAACAACAAAAGAGAGAAAGCCCAAAUGACACUUUUUUUUAGCAGAUUCUUUUUCCUCAUCAGCCUGGGGACCCUUACGGCAGUUACCCUUCUUGUAUAUGUUCAAGAUCGAGUUAGUCGAAGCUGGGGCUAUGGUAUUUGUUCUGUGUCCAUGUUUAUUGCCACUCUGUUGUUUCUCAUGGGAACCAGAAGGUACAGAUUCAAGGAUAGCUGUGGAAGUCCUCUUAUCCACAUUCUUCAAGUGCUUGUUGCAGCCACUAAGAAAAGAAAGCUUCAACUUCCUUCAAAUAGUGACGAGUUGUUUGAAGAUAUUCAAGAUGUGUCUACGAGAAUCCCUCACACUGAUCAGUUCCGUUGCUUGGACAAGGCUGCUGUAAUAUCAAAGGAAACUGAAACAUGUAAGAAUAUUGCUUCAAAUCCUUGGAACCUUUCGUCAACUACAAAAGUAGAAGAGGUGAAAAUGAUGAUCAGGCUACUACCUAUUUGGGCAACAACAAUCAUGUUUUGGACUACAUAUGCUCAAAUGAUCACCUUCUCAGUAGAACAAGCCACUACAUUGCGGAGAAAAUUUGGGCAUUUUGAAAUCCCUGCUGCCUCUCUGACAGUUUUCUUUGUAGCAGCAAUCUUAGUCAGUUUGGCAGCUUAUGACCGACUAAUUAUUCCCUUCUGCAAAAGAUGGACAGGAUUACCAGGAUUGACAAAUUUGCAGAGGAUAGGAUUAGGACUCUUCCUAGCUUCAUUAGGCAUGGCGGCAGCAGCAAUUGCAGAGGCGAAAAGGUUAUCGGUGGCGAAAUUCACAGCUCCAAACACCACUUUACCUCUGAGUGUGUACAUCUUGAUCCCGCAGUUCUUGUUGAUUGGUUCUGGAGAAGCAUUUAUGUACAGUGGACAGCUAGAUUUCUUCAUAACUCAAUCACCAAAAGCAAUGAAAACAAUGAGCACUGGCCUAUUCCUGACUACACUUUCUAUGGGAUUCUUUUUCAGUAGUUUGAUAGUGUCCAUUGUUCAAAAGAUCACCACAAUUGGAGGUGGAAAAGGUUGGGUUGCUGAGAAAAUCAAUCAAGGUAGACUUGAUUGCUUUUAUGCCCUUUUGGCCCUCUUGACCUUCAUUGAUUUCUGGAUAUAUCUUGUUUGUGCUGCAUGGUAUAAGCCACAAACAACUUAUGAAAAGAAUCAGGAAAUGGUUACUGAUAAAGUUCUUGUUGUUUCCACCAUGGAGGAAGUUCUUGUGUAA
Messenger RNA from Oldenlandia corymbosa var. corymbosa, 1761 nucleotides. The record is from the annotation of a GenBank genome assembly. NCBI's taxonomy places the organism in Eukaryota, Viridiplantae, Streptophyta, Magnoliopsida, Gentianales, Rubiaceae.